AUGGCAACCAGGCGCGACAGCCCCAUUCGCCCUUCCGUUCGCUUCUCUCCCACUGACUCUCAUUACCAUCCUCGCGCAAUAUCACGAUCGCCUGAUCGAUCCGCAGCUCCGAAAUACCAUACCAUCGAUCCGCUUCUGAGUAAUCUUUCUCCUGAGUCUACCCUCCUGGCGCUAACCUCCACCGAUGCGGUCCCGAAGAACGAGAAAGCAGCUCAUGAGAUUCUCUGGAAGAGUAUCUCUGAAGUGUCUCCGUCCGAGCGCGCCCUGGGCAUCCGUGCAGCCAUAGCAGCUCAAAAACUCGGCGAAUGGUACAAGGAAGUGCAAGCAUGGGAUUGGCCGAAGCGGACAGAUGCCCACUUAGGCAAAGGAUUCAUACCCCCGUCUUCGCCCACCAAUACCGCCGAGGAACAAGAUUACUAUGGCAGUCUCCCAUCAGCUAUCAUCAUACAACAUGAAGCUCGGAUCGAGGAGAUCCGGGAUGGGAUGGAGAGUUUGGAUGUGGAUGAACUCAAAGAGCAUGUUCUCAGUGCCCACAUCCCAGCCCGGUCUCGACCUUCGUCGUCCAACAGCACCAUGUCCGUACCGCCCCCACUCAGCUACGUCCAAUUGAGCGACUUUACCGCCGUGAUCACGGCCACGAUCCUUCGCGCUCUCCCCCUUCUAUCCCGCCUGAACAGUCUCUUGUCCACCUGGGAUGUUCGGUUAUUGGUGCUUCGACAAAUCCCUGGGCUACUCCGUGCUUUACAUCGUGCCCGAUCCGAGCUAGAUUCUGCCCAGGAUAUGUUGAGGUCAUCUAUCCCCCCCACUGAACACGAUGCUCUGUACUCCAGAGAAAAUUACCACGCAAAACGAGCUGGCCUUGAAGCGAUGGUACUCUCCGCAGGCAGACGGAUGGAUGAUAUACUGGAUGCGCUGGAUGGCCGCGAAGAUUCACUUCCCGAAGCUUGGAUUGACGACUUGGAGACCAUUGAGUCCGACUUUAGCACAUGGGUCAUGGAAGCCGAGAAACGUACGGUUGAGAAUGAAUGGCUUCGUCUGAAGGCAAUGAAAAGGAAAGCGGAUGAAUCCCGGCGCGAGCAGAUCCCACAGAUUCGGUUGUCAAAUAUCCCUGAAGAGGAAGACGCUGGAUCACCCGCUCCUGCACCGUCCGAGCAGCCAGCGUCACAGUCCGGAUCCCCUCCUCCCCUGGAUAUAAUAGAGGAAGGGAUCAAUGAUGACCUUCUAGACUCUCCAUCCGACACUAUUGUGCACGGUCAGACUUCUCCACUCGCAAUCAACACUAAGGAUGUCGCAAGAACCCUCCCUGCGGAUGCCCCAAGUGGACCUGUGGAUGGGUCCUCGGCUGUCCCUGAGGUGCAGGAGAAACCAUGUGACCCGCAAACAUCUGAAUCUGAAGCAGAACUGAGUAGCACAAGCCUAGAAGAAAACGAUCUCCAUUCGGAGUGCAAACAAUCAUUACCAGGCAACACCCCUUCUGUCCUUCCAGAAAACAGUUCUCAUCAGACAUCAAAGGCGACAACUCCAUUGGUAUCCAAUGCAAGCAUUUUGGAAAUGCAUUCGGAACCUGCCUGUGACACUGAUCAGCAAGCAACAGAUCCCGCUUCGUCUGAGAGCACGACUGAAGAAGACGUAGACGAGUCACCAUGCGUGCCAUCCAUCCUUACGCCCCCUUCUCCCGCGCUCGAUCACCAAUUCCCAUCCAACCCAUCUGAGCUGGAUCUCCCUGCAGCACAGCUCGCUUCUAAUGUCACAGACAACACAUCAAAUGGAGAUAAACCCGCACCUGUAAGUCUCGAGACAGACUUCCCUGGCUGCCGAGAUCUCGGAGCGGAUACGACACCUACAGCUAGAAUCUUUGGUACCGACGUGUCGACUCCGAUUGAAGAUGAAGCCGCAACUCUUGCUAGCGUGAUAGCUGAGGCUGCGACGACCGAGGUACCUGCUUCUUGGAUGUCAUCGAAGAGAGAAGGAUCGCCUUCGGUUCGCUCCAUGACCCCUUCGCCAGAACUUGCAGAUCCAUCUCCCUCUCCCCAGAAGGACGCAUCUAUCAUUCCUACGUCUGAGCAGCUCAAGGAACCCGACACAAGCAUUCCUCGCAAGACCCGCUUGGAGAGUCCCAUCAAACUCUCCAAAACAAGGCCACAAAAUUUGGACUUUGACAAGGGAAAUCCAAACUUACGGACCAGACGAACGUCAACGGCAUCAGUGGGUUCCCUCUCCGAUUAUCCUUCGCUUGUAUCGAGUCCCGAGAUUCGUGAGCCUCGCACCGCAUCGUCGAAUGCGACGCCACUUGCUCUCGAGACUCCGCCUUGGUUCCAGGGCACUCCCCAGCCGUCUGGCAAUGCUUCCCCCGGGCUUGACUAUACUUUACGCGAGGAACGGCUAAAACACUUGAAUGGCCAGAAAGGUUCCAGUGCCACUUCUGCACACAAUCGGACACUUAGCCUUCCCUUGCAGCGUUUCAUCAAUGAGAGAUUUGAAUUACAAUACGAAAGCUCAGGUGGAGCCGAUCUGAACACUCCAGUCAGUGGGAGACGGGCUUCUGAUGCAUCUGUCGAUUUGCGCACCCAGACUGGACAACAAGUACCAAAAUCGCAAUUGCGAAACUCGUCUACACCGACGAACGAUUUGAAGAGCCUGGCGAGUCAGCACCUGGAACUUUCCCAUGAAAAGAAAUCCACUUUGGAAUCUGACGAUGCGACCCCUCGGCUAUCCAAAGCUUGGGAGCAUACCAAAGCCACUACCCUGAAGAGUUCACCACAGCCAAAACUCACUCUGGGACGCAGUAUCACUUCGAAAACCGCUGAUCCUCCGAAGCGGCUGAUCGCGCAUCCUAACCUGGACAGUCUUGGAGCACACAAGCCCAAAUCCCAGCUCAAGGAAGAUUCUAUGGCCUCCAAAGAAGAAGGAUCGAGAUCCUCCACCCCAAGUAAACAGAUGCGGAGACCCAAGAAAGAUCAUUUGGAUGAGAAGAUCAGUUCAAUACUGACCAGUAUCCCGGCUCGUAUCCAGCUGGUUUCAUCCGAUGAUCAUGAGGUCGAUGAUUCUGCUGUGGCACCUUCUCUACCUCUGAAACAGAGAGAACGGUUCCGGUCAAUGACACCACAAGGAGCAUCAUCGCGCAGCAGCACGCCUCCCCCGUCCCUAACGCUAAGACCCGCUCCCUCACGCAGAAGAAAUUCUCAAGCACCAGAGGAGGGUUCGGUGAAGCUGUAUCAUUUACACCGAGGUGGCAAAGCGGCACCAACCAAGCUCUUCAUCCGCACUGUGGGAGAAAAUGCUGAUCGUGUAAUGGUACGGGUUGGAGGCGGGUGGGCAGAUUUGGCCGAAUAUCUGAGGGAAUAUGCCAUCCAUCAUGGCUGUCGAACCGUGUCAGAAACGCCACGCGUUGAGAUCCAGGGCAUCUCUUCUCGCCAUUCUCCCGCGGGGUCAUCGCCAGGUGACAUACUCACCCCGACGGGCAACUCUGGGCGUAGAACCCCGUCCCGUCCCGCAUCUGUCCUCAGUAACCGUCCUUCAUCCUCUCUUGCUGUCCGCAAAAUACGACGGACGUCCAACGUCUCGGAUGCGCCGGACUUUCGGUCCUCUAGCGCUGGCCAUGCAUUCAUCACGUCGUAUUCUCCAUUGUCUGUUGUCUCCUCCCGUCGACGACUCUCCGUCUGUUCCAGUGCUUCUUUUGGUGGAGCGUCGCUUGCAAGCGACAUGCAUCAUGGAUCAUUUACGAACUCGCCCUCGGUGCCGCUAGGCCUGGCGGGUCCAACCCCUCGCUCACGACGCGUCUCAAUCAGCCCAGAGAGCGAAGCCUGGGUGGAAGAUGUCUUGGGACAAGCCCGAAGGAGCUCCUCCUUGAGACCGAUUAAAUAUGUUCUACCGCCCCACGAGCUGGAGCAGGACGGCACAGCAGUUCCAAGCGUCCCGACUCUAUCAAAAUCCCGUAGUAUAAACGACCUAGGCAAAGUCGGAUCCAGCCGACGAGUUGCGUUACGCGGACUCGGUCCGAAAUCCUAA
Molecule: messenger RNA, 4008 nt
Organism: Aspergillus clavatus NRRL 1
Lineage: Eukaryota; Fungi; Ascomycota; Eurotiomycetes; Eurotiales; Aspergillaceae
Product: GAS2 domain protein
Exons: 1
Coding region: 1-4008 (1335 amino acids)
Molecular function (GO): microtubule binding
Source: RefSeq, a predicted model, not a curated record